Manis pentadactyla (Chinese pangolin) is the source of this 3277-nucleotide messenger RNA. It is a transcript of the gene PLS1, whose product is annotated as plastin 1. The record is from RefSeq and is a predicted model, not a curated record. Gene Ontology annotation, cellular component: actin filament bundle; actin filament; cytoplasm. The coding region runs from base 222 to 2114 and encodes 630 amino acids. The transcript has 16 exons. Lineage: Eukaryota; Metazoa; Chordata; Mammalia; Pholidota; Manidae. Gene Ontology annotation, biological process: actin filament bundle assembly; actin filament network formation. Gene Ontology annotation, molecular function: actin filament binding; calcium ion binding.
GCACGGCCCCUAGGCGGGCGCGGCGAGGUAGCGGCAGAGUCGACCUGCGGGUUCCAGGAUCCCCAGCAGGAGCUGCGGGCUCGAGGGCAAGACAGCUGCGGCAGGAACGGGGCGCAGCGGUGGGGUCCGAGAUAAAGGCUGGACCCUAGGCACAAAACAAAGCCCUACUUUGCAAACGUGCAGCGGCUCGAGGACCUGAAGGCAGUUCUUCCUGCUUCAAGAUGGAAAAUAGUACAACUACCAUUUCUCGGGAGGAGCUGGAAGAAUUACAAGAAGCAUUUAAUAAAAUAGAUAUUGACAAUAGUGGGUAUGUGAGUGACUAUGAACUUCAAGACCUGUUUAAGGAAGCAAACCUUCCUCUGCCUGGCUACAAAGUACGCGAGAUUGUGGAGAAAAUUCUAGCAGUUACUGACAACAACAAAGAUGGCAAGAUCAGCUUUGAAGAGUUUGUGUCACUAAUGCAAGAAUUAAAAAGCAAAGACAUCAGCAAAACAUUCCGAAAAAUAAUUAACAAGAGGGAGGGGAUUACUGCUAUUGGAGGAACUUCAUCCAUUUCCAGUGAGGGCACCCAGCAUUCUUAUUCAGAGGAGGAAAAAGUGGCUUUUGUUAACUGGAUAAACAAAGCGCUGGAGAAUGACCCUGACUGUAAACAUCUCAUACCCAUGAAUCCUAGUGAUAGCAGUCUUUUCAAAUCUCUUGCAGAUGGCAUCCUUCUUUGCAAAAUGAUCAACUUAUCUGAACCAGAUACAAUUGAUGAAAGAGCUAUUAAUAAGAAAAAGCUCACCCCUUUCACUGUUUCUGAAAACUUAAACCUAGCCCUGAAUUCUGCCUCAGCCAUCGGUUGCACGGUGGUUAACAUUGGUGCACAGGAUCUCAAAGAAGGAAAACCUCACUUGGUCUUAGGACUUCUCUGGCAGAUCAUCAAAGUUGGUCUUUUUGCUGAUAUUGAGAUUUCCAGGAAUGAAGCUCUGAUCGCCUUGCUGAACGAAGGUGAGGAACUGGAGGAGCUGAUGAAGCUUUCCCCGGAAGAACUGCUGCUGCGGUGGGUGAACUACCAUCUGACCAAUGCAGGGUGGCGUACCAUCAGCAACUUCAGCCAAGACAUUAAGGAUUCAAGAGCCUAUUUUCAUCUGCUUAAUCAGAUUGCACCUAAAGGUGACCGGGAAAAUGAACCUGCCAUUGCCAUUGACUUUUCAGGAUUUAAUGAGAAAAAUGACCUGAAACGUGCUGGAUUCAUGCUUCAAGAAGCAGAUAAACUAGGUUGCAGACAGUUUGUUACUCCUGCAGAUGUGGUUUCAGGCAAUCCUAAACUUAAUUUGGCUUUUGUAGCUAAUCUUUUUAACACAUAUCCAUGCCUACACAAGCCUGAUAAUAAUGACAUCAAUAUGAAUUUAUUGGAAGGAGAAAGCAAGGAAGAGAGGACAUUUCGGAACUGGAUGAAUUCCCUGGGGGUCAAUCCAUACAUUAAUCAUUUGUACAGUGACCUUGCAGAUGCUUUAGUGAUCUUUCAGCUCUAUGAUAUGAUCCGCGUGCCAGUCAACUGGGACCAUGUCAACAGACCGCCUUAUCCUGCUCUUGGGGGGAACAUGAAGAAGAUUGAAAACUGUAACUAUGCAGUGGAACAUGGGAAGAAUAAGGCCAAAUUCUCCUUGGUUGGCAUUGCUGGGCAGGACCUAAAUGAAGGGAAUUCAACACUUACUCUGGCAUUGGUAUGGCAGCUGAUGAGGAGGUACACAUUGAAUGUGUUAUCAGAUCUCGGAGAGGGUGAAAAAGUAAAUGAUGAAAUUAUUAUUAAAUGGGUCAAUCAGACUCUUAAAAGUGCAAAAAAAAAUACUUCUAUUUCCAGCUUCAAGGACAAAUCUAUUAGCACUAGUUUACCUGUUCUAGAUUUAAUAGAUGCCAUUGCACCAAAUGCAGUUCGUCAAGAAAUGAUCAAGAGAGAAGACCUUUCUGAGGAGGACAAGCUGAACAAUGCUAAAUAUGCCAUUUCAGUUGCUCGAAAAAUUGGUGCCCGGAUAUAUGCCUUACCUGAUGACCUUGUAGAAGUGAAACCAGAGAUGGUUAUGACAGUGUUUGCAUGCUUAAUGGGAAAAGGACUGAACAGAAUAAAAUAAUGAAACACUGAAUAUGAUUUUCUGCCACAUUGAAUGCCUCACAGUUUACAAAAAUCUGAAAUGUAGUGGGUAUAAAACCAGAGAUUAUUUAUAUGCUCAAAAUAAUUGUAUAAUUCAUUAGUGAAUUAAGUAUCUUGUUCAUACUAGUUAGAAUUUGUCAACCUUUUUGGAUAACACAAUUCAUUGUCCGGUCAAUACUGAUAAUAGAAUAUGCUCAUUAUCAAGCUGAAUAGUACAUGAUCAAAUGAUUUUAAUUUCCUGAAAAUCUCAUUAGAAGAUAAAUUCAUUCAUUUUCAUGGUUCAAAAAGAUCAAUACAGUAAUUUUUUGCAGGUCCCACUGUGAAAUGUGUUACGGUUUUUGUGUGUGUUAAUUUUGAUCAUAAAUGUGUUUAAAGUCAUAAUCCAGUUUAAUUUUUCAAUUAUUGUUUCUUCCAACUAUGUUGUCCAAACUUUUUCUGUAAAUUUCUAUAUUGUCUAAAUUUUUUAAGUGAUGAGUGUUGUUCAUUAACAUUAAACUUUUUAUAUAUAAGAACUAACUCUUGAAUAAACCCUGAAGUUCAUUCUUUUGUGUAAGCAGCAGGAGCUCUUUACUUAAAAUUUAAUUUUAACUGUGUUGAUACCUUACAUAUACUAGUUUGAUAAUACAGCUUUAAUUAUGAUAUGCAGCAUAUAUAUGUUGAAAGGAUGUUAGAGAAAUAUGCGUGUGUGUGUGUGUGUAUAUAUAUAUAUAUAUAUAUUUGCACCUGAAUUACCCCAGUUUUCUUAAAUGGUAUGUAUAAUUGGUCAGUCAGCCAACCAUUAAGUAUUUACUGUGUCCCUACUACAUGUGUAACACUUUUUAGUUUGCAGAUAUCUGGUACAUUAAGAUUUCUUUUAGAAAUAUUCAUCUUGGAUGUGCAUACAGUUAUUUCUCAACUGACUUCUUCCAAAUAUUUAUAAUCAAACAUUGGCUAAAAUAUCUCAAGAAGUGUUGACACUAUACUGUUAACUUCAUAUUACACAUGCUAAUUUUGGUCUAUGCUAAAGCCCUAAAUAAUUUAGAAGAUGCCCAUUGAAUAUCUUUAAUACAAAUUAACACAAACUAAUAUUCAACAUAGAGUAUUUUCAGUUUUUUCCAUAGCUCUUACAAACUGGCAAUAUUUGGUCAGUGUUUGUGUUAAGAA